This is a messenger RNA of Pelobates cultripes (western spadefoot toad), 1171 nucleotides long. The record is from the annotation of a GenBank genome assembly. Lineage: Eukaryota; Metazoa; Chordata; Amphibia; Anura; Pelobatidae.
GCCUGGACGAACAUGGAGCAGGACGCUUAGACACUGAGCUCCGCGUCCCCGGCCGACGUUUAUCAGCCAUAAUAUAGCAAAACCGCUCACCUACCAGUGCAAAUGGUCCGCAAUAAGAAGCAGUCAAUCCCAGGCACUCCCCCCGCCGCCACACGGGCCCGAUGGACGGGUACUUUCCCUCGCAACCCGACGGACGUGACAUGCAGCCCGCAGACAAGAUGGCGCUGGAGGAGGAAAGCGCGGCUGGAUCCCCGGCAGGGGAACUGGCACUGAUACGAGCUGAGCUCACUCAAAUUUAGUCCAGGAUGCUAACCAAAGCGGACACUAACCAAAUGGUGCAGGAACUCAGGGGGGCACUGAGGGAAGAACUGGCAGGCCUGCGCACUGACCUGACUGCGCUGGAGGGCAGGGUGGAGGAAGUGGAGGCCACGGCCCAAGAUUGUGCCCAGCAACGCCAGGCUACAGAAAUGGCGGUCACCAGGCAGGGCAACCUAUUGCUCACCAUAAGAAGGCAAGUAGAAGACCUAGAGAAUAGAAGCAGACGCAGCAACAUACGGGUGCGCGGUCUGCCUGAAACUGACGCUUCCCCGCUCACCAGCACGCUGGAAGCGCUAUUUCAGCACAUCCUAGGAGCCGAAGCACCAGAUGCCAUUCGCUUUGUGAGGGCAUACAGAGCACUGGGCCCCACGCGGCAGGAUGGCAGCCACAGAGAUGUCAUAUGCUGCUUGCACGACGGAGGCCUGAAAGAGAAGAUCAUGGCAGCUGCGAGAGGGGAGCCCACCAUCAGGUUUCGCAACGCCGACAUAUCCCUGUACCAGGACUUGUCUGCACUAACGCUAGAUGCAAGAAGAGCCGUGCGCCCAGUUACAAGCGCACUCCGUGACAAGAGGAUCCCAUAUCGUUUAGCCUCCAAGCAAAGCAAGGAAACUCAUGGGUGACCGCCCGCUGGCAAGAGGACAUACCGGGUUUCCUGAGAGCCCUGCAUUUACCAGCAAUCAGAGUCCGAAAUUGGAUUAUAGAAGAAGCAGUUGCCGCGAGGAGAGACCCCCUGACCCCGGUGUUCCAUGAGGGGGUGCAGCGGGAGAGGAAUGCCCCACAACGCAGGUGGGGAGGACUCUCCGGUCCGGAAGAAUAGGUCGGCGGGCUGACUGAGUGGCGGGUGGACGGUGAG